GCGUCGUUGAUGUGUACGAAACGUAACUGCCGAGUCAUCACGCUUCAUUCUUCGUCUUUUCCUUUUCCUCUGCAAAACCAAAAGGGUCAAAGUAUGUGACUUUUUCUGGGUAAAAUUUUUCCCCCUGUUUUCAAAUUAAAAUUCAUCACGCAAAAACAGCACCAACGAUUCGAUAAUAGUAGUUGUAUAUUAUUGUAUUGGAAUUUGGAUAAUGAUUGUGAAUAUUGGGAAUGAGGGUGUUGGUGCUGGAGAAAGAGACAGAGGGUGGUUUAGGAGAUUUGGAAGCUUCAUUAGGAGGAAGCAAGUUGAUUCUGCUCAUCACAGGAGUCAUUCUCAAUUGGCUAGGAAGUUAUCUGUAGUUGAUCUUGUUGGAAUUGGGGUUGGAGCUACAAUAGGAGCUGGAGUGUAUAUUCUUAUUGGAACAGUUGCUAGGGAGCAGGCAGGACCAGCACUUGUAUUAUCAAUCUUAAUUGCAGGAAUAGCCGCUGCGCUAUCAGCUUUCUGUUAUGCAGAACUUGCAUGUCGAUGUCCGUCAGCAGGGAGUGCUUAUCAUUAUACCUACAUAUGCAUUGGAGAAGGGGUUGCUUGGUUGGUAGGUUGGUCCUUGAUUCUAGAAUAUACAAUUGGUGCUUCAGCUGUUGCUCGUGGCAUAACCCCGAAUCUGGCCUUGUUUUUUGGUGGUGAAGACAACCUACCUUCAUUUCUGGCUCGUCAUACCUUACCGGGUCUUGGAAUAGUGGUUGAUCCAUGUGCAGCUGUAUUAAUUAUUCUUAUUACCAUCCCCUUGUGCCUUGGAAUCAAGGAGAGUUCAACAGUACAAUCCAUUGCGACAACCAUAAAUGUCUCUGUCAUGCUAUUCAUCAUUACAGUUGGUGGAUAUCUAGGUUUCAAAACCGGAUGGGUUGGUUAUGAUCUCCCGAGCGGGUUUUUUCCUUACGGAGUGAAUGGGAUGUUUGCUGGGUCUGCAGUCGUUUUCUUUUCAUACAUUGGUUUUGAUACAGUUUCCGGUACAGCUGAGGAGGUCAAAAAUCCUCAACGAGAUUUGCCAAUCGGCAUAUCAACUGCAUUAGCUAUAUGCUGCGUUCUGUAUAUGCUUGUAUCAGCAGUUAUUGUUGGCUUAGUACCGUAUUAUGCAUUGAACCCUGACACCCCAAUCUCCUCAGCAUUUUCUAUCUAUGGGAUGGAAUGGGCAGUGUAUAUAAUAACAACCGGAGCUGUCACUGCUCUUUUUUCCAGUUUGUUGGGGUCAGUUCUUCCUCAGCCACGGCUCUUUAUGGCAAUGGCUAGGGAUGGCCUUCUACCCUCCUUCUUCUCAGAUAUCUAUAGGCGCACACAGAUUCCUUUGAAAAGCACUAUUGUCACUGGUCUUUUUGCUGCUGUUCUUGCAUUCUUUAUGGAUGUUUCUCAGUUAGCAGGAAUGGUUAGCGUGGGAACAUUGCUUGCCUUUACCACGGUUGCAGUUUCAGUUUUGAUAAUCAGAUAUGUUCCACCUAAUGAAGUUCCAGUUCCAGCUUCACUUCUAACAUCUGUUGAUCCAUUAUUGAACCAAUCUGGUAGUGAUAUUGAAGAAGAAACGACCAUGAGUCCCGUAGAUCUUGCUAGUUAUUUUGAUAAUAGUGACCUACAUGACAAGCCAGACAUCCGGCUUGAACAUCCUUUAAUCAUAAAAGAAGUGACCAAAGAGGAACAGAAUGAGAAUACUAGGAGAAAAUUUGCCGGAUGGAGCAUAUCCUUUCUAUGUAUAGGGAUUCUCAUGGUAACCGGUGCAGCUUCAGUCGAAAGGUGUCCCAGGGUUUUGCGCGUUACAUUGUUUGGCGUGGGUGUAAUUGUUCUUUUCUGCAGCAUAAUUGUACUGGCCUGCAUAAAGCAAGAUGAUACCAGACACAGCUUUGGACACUCUGGAGGUUUUGCUUGCCCAUUUGUUCCAUUCCUACCUGCUGCCUGCAUUCUUAUAAACACCUACUUACUAAUUGAUCUUGGGGCUGCUACAUGGCUAAGAGUUUCUGUGUGGCUGUUAAUCGGGCUACUUAUAUACUUGUUCUAUGGACGAACUCACAGUUCAUUGUUAAAUGCAAUCUAUCUUCCUUCUGCCCGUGCUGAUGAGAUCCAUCGAUCUCAAGCAAAUCAUUUAGCCUAGUAUUCACACAGCAAGCACUACAGUUACCUCACUUCAGGUUGAACUUGGAGAUGUAGUUCUGAAGUUUGUAUGAACUCCUCCGAAGAUGCAUCUCUGUAGCCUGUCUGUUUUAAUUUUUUCAGUUCUGUUUACGGUUUUAGGAGUUUUUUUUUAUUAUAACUGUUUGUAUUAGAUAUGGUGUAACCUGAUGUUUUUUCCAAACAUGUUGUGUCCUCGGAUGCCAAAUGUGUUGUUAUGUAAGAGGUCGAUUUGGCAACCAAUUUAAAAAUGAAAACGAGUUUGAAUUUCGUGAUCA
Molecule: messenger RNA, 2432 nt
Organism: Lathyrus oleraceus (garden pea)
Lineage: Eukaryota; Viridiplantae; Streptophyta; Magnoliopsida; Fabales; Fabaceae
Product: cationic amino acid transporter 4, vacuolar
Exons: 15
Coding region: 212-2137 (641 amino acids)
Biological process (GO): amino acid transport; transmembrane transport
Cellular component (GO): membrane
Molecular function (GO): amino acid transmembrane transporter activity
Source: RefSeq, a predicted model, not a curated record